AAGUAGAAUAUCUGAAGUUCAUAAGUAUACUGGAGUGUAAGUAAAUCAAGUGUGCUAUGGACCAUCUACUUGUGUACAAGAAAGAAUACUAAUUUAAUACUACUUUGGAUUAAAUUGGGACAUUUUUAACUUUAUAUAAAGUUUAUUUCAGUAUAGUGUGAUAAAGUAAUAUGUCAACCAAGUUAUACAUUCAAGUAUGCAGCCAGCAGACUCAUUUAUAUGCUAUAAGUGUAAUAGGUAUAUAUUUGUGGCUCACAUUUUAGUUUGCUGAAGUAUAUGACACAAGUGUACUGUUCUCUUUACUGCCAUUGCACUACUCCCAUUCAAUUCAAUUUAAGCUGAUUUAUAAAGCACUUUAAAAAAACAACACAGUUCACCAAAGUCCUGUACACCACAACCAGAAUCAAAAACAAACAAUACAACAACAACGGCAAAAACCAAUACUUCAAGCUGAGUUAAAAGCCAGUGAUAAAACAGAAGCUUUAAAAGGAGACUGCAAAUGAGAAUGAGCUGUCACCUCUCAACUUCCUCUUCAGUUUCAGGACAACUAACGAAAUCUGAUUUGCUGACCUGGGAGAGAGUGAAGCAGAUCAGACAGAUACAAGGGCAAGGCCACUAGUUACUUAUAAACAUCUAGUCCACAGUUUAGCUUACCUAAGUAUACUUUAACAAAACAUAGUUUUCUGUUAACUGAGACACAAAAUUGAUCGAAAUAUUACUUGAAAAGGGUCUCAGAGCAACAUUAUCUUUUAUCUCAACAAUUACUGUGACAAUUUAUUGUAAAGCAAAGUUUGACAAGCCUGCUGUACUGUCAUGCUGACUCAGUUUGAGCAGAGCUCACCAGAAGAACUGAUCCUAUCUCUUCUGGUCCCUGUUUUGUUUGUUGGCUCAGUUCCCUAUGCAGCCAGUGAGUAAACAGAGAAACAGGCAGGCCCUCAGACUUGCUUUGAGAAUUUCCUGCUUUCAGUUGACAUGUUGCAGAACAGGUUUGUGGUCAUCUCAACCAGCAGUAUCGAGCCAGCUCAGUGUCAGGCUUCGUGGCUCCUCCCAUUUUGCUGAAAGUCUGAAGUGUUGAAUGGAUUUUUUAUCAUUUAAGGGUUUGAAGAAUGGGUCAUUCUGACGGUCAGAGGUGCAGUCCUGUUGGGCAGGCGUUUCCCUUGAUGGCAGUAUUACAUUGGAUUGUGUUGCUGUCCCUGCUGCAGACAGGCCAAUGUUAUGUUCGUAACCAACAAGCACCAGGAGAUCCAGUGUUUUUGGAUGCAGAGUCAGCAACAUCCUUCAUGUCUCGCUCCUUGCUCGCUAACCACUGGGACUUUGAGCUGGUGGUGAAGGGCGACCUGCAGAGGGAAUGCAUAGAUGAAACGUGCAACUAUGAGGAGGCCAGAGAAAUUUUUGAAGAUGAUGAAAAGACAAGAAAGUUUUGGAGUACAUAUGAUAAGAAACCAGCAGAUCCAAGUUCCUCCAACUUGGAUGUUUCUGGGUUGGUGGCAGGAAUCCUGGCCAUAGUAGUGACUGCUGUUAUUGCCACAGUCCUUGGAGUCUACUGCUACAAAAACAAGAAGAAACCCAGGACAAGGUCUGGCCGUACUCCAGUCAGAAUGGGAGCAGAUGGGGCCCCAGUCCCUGAGGUGGUGCCCCUGUCUGGAGUGGUGGUCCCACCUCCACCUUUACCCAGCUACAAUGAAGCUUUGAUCCACAGUGGACAGCAUGAUGCCCCUCCACCACCUUAUUCAGGGGAGGCGCCAUCGGAACCCGCUGAACCAGGAGACGACUAAUGAGAAAGGUGGCCCUGGUGGGAACGUCUUUUUUCUGUGCCUGAUGUCUAACUGAGAGAACUUUAUGCCUUCUGUUUUCUGUUGCUUGUUUGGUCAUGAUGAAUGCGUAUUUAUGGUAAACCACAUCCACCACAGGAUGCUCACACCUGGUUAAACAAUGUGCACACAUGAGAUUCAUGUGCUUUUUUUGAGGUGGGUGGGGUUCACUUUUGGUGGUUCUGCUGUUCACCCCAAGAUGAUUUAUGCAAAAGAACUAAAAAAAGUUGACAUUAUUUUUUACACAGUGCGAUGUUUUAUAAAAAUAAAUGUAGAAGACAUG
Molecule: messenger RNA, 2094 nt
Organism: Xiphophorus couchianus (Monterrey platyfish)
Lineage: Eukaryota; Metazoa; Chordata; Actinopteri; Cyprinodontiformes; Poeciliidae
Gene: prrg2
Product: proline rich Gla (G-carboxyglutamic acid) 2
Exons: 7
Coding region: 1107-1775 (222 amino acids)
Cellular component (GO): plasma membrane; extracellular region
Molecular function (GO): calcium ion binding
Source: RefSeq, a predicted model, not a curated record